AUGCAACAUCAUUAUGCUGAUAUGCUCCAUAAAGUAACUGCUUGGAUUGCCAUAUGCAGGGAAGUUAAGAACAGGCAAAGCUCUAACCUUACGAGCCAGGUGCAGCCAACAAAAGCAAGGUCAGCAGAGACAGCACUGUGGGUGCCACACCCAAAGACAGGGAUCUACUACCCCAGGGGCUUUGAGUGGGUCAUGGAGGAUGUCCCAAGCAGCGCAGCAACGUUCCAGCAGACAUACUGGCUCAGGAGCGGCGACGCAGACACAGCAAGCUCUCCCACGUCAACCGACGGCACAGCUGCCUUUGAUAAUCCAUUUCUGUGA
This is a messenger RNA of Triticum turgidum subsp. durum (durum wheat), 321 nucleotides long. The record is from the annotation of a GenBank genome assembly. Lineage: Eukaryota; Viridiplantae; Streptophyta; Magnoliopsida; Poales; Poaceae.